GAGACAGCAGGAGAAGGAAGAGAUUGAGAGAUGGCCGGUGGAUUCGCCGGCGGCGACGCCGGCGCCGGGAGGGCGGCGCAGUACGAGGGCAGGAUCACCAGCUACUUCGUCCUCGCCUGCAUCGUCGGCUCCUUCGGUGGAUCCCUCUUCGGAUACGACCUCGGGGUCUCAAGUGGCGUGACAUCCAUGGACGACUUCCUGAUCAAGUUCUUCCCGGACGUGUACAACCGGAAGCACGCGCACCUGCACGAGACGGACUACUGCAAGUACGACAACCAGGUGCUGACGCUCUUCACGUCGUCGCUCUACUUCGCCGGCCUGGUCUCCACCUUCGGCGCCUCCUUCGUGACCAAGCGGCACGGCCGGCGGGCCAGCAUCAUGGUGGGCGCCGUCAGCUUCUUCCUGGGCGGCGCCAUGAACGCGGCCGCCAUGAACAUUGCCAUGCUCAUCGUCGGCCGCGUCCUCCUCGGCGCCGGCAUCGGGUUCGGCAACCAGGCCGUGCCGCUGUACCUGUCGGAGAUCGCGCCCUACAAGAUCCGCGGCGCCGUGAACCAGCUCUUCCAGCUGACCACCUGCCUCGGCAUCCUGGUGGCCGACGUGGUCAACUACUUCACCGACCGGAUUCACCCGUGGGGGUGGCGCCUCUCGCUGGGCCUGGCCAUGGUGCCCGCCACGGCCAUCUUCGUGGGCGCGAUCUUCCUGCCCGAGACGCCCAACAGCCUCGUGGAGCGCGGGCAGCUCGACGAGGCGCGCCGCGUGCUGGAGAAGGUGCGUGGCACGCACAAGGUGGACGCCGAGUUCGAGGACCUCAAGGAGGCGAGCGAGGCGGCGCGGGCCGUGCGCGGCACGUUCCGGAACCUGCUGGCGGUGCGGAACCGGCCGCAGCUCAUCAUCGGCGCGCUGGGCAUCCCGGCGUUCCAGCAGCUGUCGGGCAUGAACUCCAUCCUCUUCUACUCGCCGGUCAUCUUCCAGAGCCUGGGCUUCGGGUCCUCGGCGUCGCUCUACUCGUCCAUCAUCACGGGGUCCAUGCUGGUCGUGGGCGCGCUGAUCUCCAUGGUGGUGGUGGACCGGUUCGGGCGUCGGUUCUUGUUCAUCGAGGCCGGGAUCCAGAUGAUCCUGUCCAUGGUGGUGGUGGCGACGAUCCUGGCGCUCAAGUUCGGGCACGGGGAGGAGCUGUCCAAGGGCGUGGGCACGGUGCUGGUGGUGGCCAUCUGCAUGUUCGUGGUGGCGUACGGCUGGUCGUGGGGGCCGCUGGGGUGGCUGGUGCCCAGCGAGCUCUUCCCGCUGGAGAUGCGGUCGGCGGGGCAGAGCGUGGUGGUGUGCGUCAACCUCUUCUGGACGGCCGCCGUGGCGCAGUGCUUCCUGGCGGCCAUGUGCCACCUCCGGUGGGGGGUCUUCGUCCUCUUCGCGUCGCUCAUCGUCGUCAUGUCCAUCUUCAUCAUCCUCCUCCUGCCGGAGACCAAGCAGGUGCCCAUCGAGGAGAUAUGGCUGCUCUUCGACAAGCACUGGUACUGGAAGCGGAUAGUCACCAAGGACCCCAAGUACCAGGGGCACCACCAGAGGCAGGAAAUGGCAGCCGCCGCCGCCGGUGCUGUCAAGCCCGUCGUCUCGUCGGAAUCAGAAGCUUGAUUCGACUUCAUCACUCAAGUUUUAAUAAGAUAUUAUUAGUGGAUGCAUGGGUCUUGUCUGAUCAUGUCCUUGUGGUACGGGGGAGAACUUAAUUUCUACGACGAGUACUUGCAAUGGCAGGAAGGAAGUGUUGGGGUGAUUAGUGUUGCUAGCUACUUGUGUGACUUGGUGUUCUUGCGAGUUUAAUUAGGAUUUGUUGGAUCAAUCCAUCAGAAGGUGUAAUUGGUAGCAUAGAUCAUUGAGUCUUUGAUGCAGAAGCAUAUGCAAGUUUGUGUGUGAUAGUAUGUGGACUGCUGUUAAUCUGUUAUGAUGCACGCCUGCAUUGCUGUU
Messenger RNA from Lolium rigidum, 1959 nucleotides. Its product is annotated as sugar transport protein 14-like. The coding region runs from base 31 to 1629 and encodes 532 amino acids. Gene Ontology annotation, cellular component: membrane. The transcript has 2 exons. NCBI's taxonomy places the organism in Eukaryota, Viridiplantae, Streptophyta, Magnoliopsida, Poales, Poaceae. Gene Ontology annotation, molecular function: monosaccharide transmembrane transporter activity. Gene Ontology annotation, biological process: monosaccharide transmembrane transport. The record is from RefSeq and is a predicted model, not a curated record.